UGCUUUUCGCUUGCAUAUCUUCCAAAACACACUACGGAAAUAAGUAACCCCGCCUAAAAUGUAAUAAACUGAGUAAUUCUUCUCUGUCUUUUGUUCUAGAAUAAUCCAUUGUGUGCCUUGGUGGCGCUGAGGCAGAAUGCUCGCCAGCCACUCAGAUGCUGCGGGGUUGGUUCCCCGGCUGAUGCACUCCCAAACGUCGCUUAGCUGGUAAUAAGCGUGGCAAACAGGGAAGGUUGGCCGUGAUACUAGCAAUGUCACUCGGUAAAAAUAAAAAACACUGCUGCCGAAACUUCAAAGCACCAGCUUGAAGUCCCACGUUCCACUGGGAAUUCAUGGGAAUAAAAUAAUCAUAAUAGAAUAAUUCAUUGAGACUCAUAGGCAUUCUAAUGUAGCAGGUAAUCCUGAUUGAUUGAAUAAACUCGAAAAAGGUGAUUGUAAGGCGUAUUAUAUAAGAUACAUAAUACUCCAUCGAUUAGUUAUAAGGCAAUCCGACAAUUCUACCAUAGUCCAACUGCUUCAUUGUUUUAUCUUUACCCCAUCAACGUUGAUAUGUUAAAGAUUAAAAGUAGGAAUCUGGAUAGUUGUCUCAUACCAUUUGAAGAAUCUGAAUUCUUAAUCUUAAAUGCGUAUUAUAAUGUCGGUGUUUCCUGCCAACCGGUAAUUCUAUAGAAUUCAAAAAAGAAGAAAUUCAUGCUGAAAGCAUUAGGUUUUGUCUGUUCAAAAAAGAAAAAGAGUGAAGUGAUUUGAUAUUUCUUUUUGUUGCUAAUAUUACUCGAAAAUGUUCUCAGUACAAUAACUUGCCUACCAAUAACUUACUCUAAAAAUCCAAUUGUCUUAAUGUUUCGUUCUUACCUUUCAGCAUUUUUAUACUUAUCUCUAUGAUUUUCUAUUGCUUCUCUUUUUUUUAAUUUACGGAAAGUACGUCAUUUUAAUUUUGUCUUCUGUAUAACUUAACUUUGAGUCAAGUUGUUAUUGUAUUGUUUACUAAAUCUAGGUAUGAAUAUACCAGAUACUGAUGAAGAUAUUUUGGGUGUUAGUUCUGAAGAAUUGAAUAAUAUACUACAAAGUCGAGAUGAAAUCAUUCAGAAAAAAAUUCUUCCAGAACUUGUUCCAGAUGUAAAUGAAGAGUACAAAAGUGCAAUACCAUCCUCAGUAACUUGUGUUGAAUCAACCUCCGUGUACGAUCGGCUAUAUGCAGUAUUUUCGACGGAUCCUUAUUUGUACGAUCAAGAAUUAAAUCGAAUGGGUAGAAUAAGACGAAAACUUCCUAUAUAUAUUGGUAUUUCAUUUGGAGUUAUUACGGGUGCUAUGCGUUUAGUUGUAUCUUAUGAUGAAUUUAUACGGACUAAUAGCCUUACAAUAUUUCGCUCACAACAUAUCGCCAGACGUUCUGCUGUCGAUUAUAGCGUUCUGAGAGCUAUCCUAUUUGGCGUAUCCACUGGUUGCAAAGUGACUUUAUUUACAGGUGGAUGUUACACACUCCCACUAAUCUUUUCUGCGAUUCAAGGAAAAACAAGCUACUGGGAAUACGCUGCUGGUUGGGGAAUUACAUCAUCCCUGUAUUGUUUUAACCGUGGAUUAAGACAAAUGUUUAUUGCAGGAAUGUUUGGUGCUGUGCCUGGUUUGAUUACCGGUGUAACUGCUCUUAUUGCAGCUCGUAGGUCAAAUUUAACGUUUGAAGAACUAUUAGCAAAACAAUUGGCGUAUACUAAAGGCAAUCAGGCUUGA
Trichobilharzia regenti is the source of this 1728-nucleotide messenger RNA. Lineage: Eukaryota; Metazoa; Platyhelminthes; Trematoda; Strigeidida; Schistosomatidae. The record is from the annotation of a GenBank genome assembly.